Molecule: messenger RNA, 1341 nt
Organism: Macroventuria anomochaeta
Lineage: Eukaryota; Fungi; Ascomycota; Dothideomycetes; Pleosporales; Didymellaceae
Product: mitochondrial carnitine/acylcarnitine carrier protein
Exons: 3
Coding region: 109-1062 (317 amino acids)
Biological process (GO): transport
Molecular function (GO): transmembrane transporter activity
Source: RefSeq, a predicted model, not a curated record
GAUGGACAAUUCCUCCACGAUAUUCAUGGAGCUUCUCCACACUCUGCUGUUGACCUUUGUCCAACCGGUUAUGAUUUUGUGGUUUUACAACGCGACAACACCUCGACAAUGGCUACCACAGUCAUGAAGACGGGCGAGAAGCCCGCAGCGGCCGCAGUUGUAGACCCUGCAGAUAAGAAACAGCCGUCGCACUAUCGUGGGUUUGUUGCUGGUGUUUUCUCUGGCAUUGCGAAGCUGUCAGUUGGGCAUCCAUUCGAUACAGUAAAAGUACGGUUACAGACCACCGACAAGUCGCACUUUCGAGGGCCAUUGGACUGCCUGCUGCAGACAGUAAGGAAGGAGGGUUUCGCAGGGCUCUACAAGGGUGCAACGCCGCCACUGGUAGGAUGGAUGUUCAUGGAUUCGAUCAUGCUUGGCUCCCUCAGCGUAUACCGCCGUAAACUGAACGACCGCUUCUUCAAUCCUCGCCAACCGGGCCACGAGCAAGGCAAGCUUCCCAUUGUCGGUCAUGCAAUGGCAGGCAUGAUGGCGGGAUGGACCGUCUCAUUCGUCGCAGCGCCCGUCGAGCAUGUAAAGGCACGCCUUCAGAUCCAAUACUCCGCCGAUAAGAGCAACCGUUUGUACAGUGGACCAAUUGAUUGCCUGACAAAGAUAUUCCGUGGCCACGGCGUGCGCGGUGUAUACCACGGUCUUUCAGCAACGCUGCUGUUUCGCACAUUCUUCUGCUUCUGGUGGGGCUCAUACGAUGUCUUCACACGAAUGCUGCAGAACAACACAAACUUGUCAACACCGGCAGUCAACUUCUGGGCUGGUGGAUUGUCAGCACAGAUCUUCUGGAUCACAUCAUACCCGAGUGAUGUGGUGAAGCAGCGCAUCAUGACAGACCCAUUGGGCCCUGAAAGACGAUUCCCCCGCUGGAGAGAUGCGGCGAAGGCUGUAUACAGAGAGAAUGGAUUCAAGGGAUACUGGAGAGGCUUUGUGCCGUGCUUCCUGAGGGCCUUUCCGGCGAAUGCUGUAGCUCUGGUCGCAUUUGAAGGUGUUAUGAGGAGCUUGCCUGAAUGAGCAUGGUUGAAGAGGAGAAAGAGAAGAUACAAGAUAUCACAACGACCUGUCAUAGGUCGGGCAAGGCGACCGCACUGCAAGAGCAGUCAACACAAGCGCCAAGCCGCCAGCGUUGGCUUUGAUGGAAGGACCUGGCAGCUCGAGAUUGGGAAGAUAUUUGAGAAGAGCAGAGCUAGAAAGCCACAAUGCUCGGAGAGCACCUGCAAGAGGUCAAGCCAUAUGUUGGGCACCAAUGUAUAUACUCGGUGAAAAGAAUCUCACCUCAAAUGUCAAUUAUCC